Messenger RNA from Magnusiomyces paraingens, 1791 nucleotides. RefSeq lists its product as uncharacterized. The coding region runs from base 1 to 1791 and encodes 596 amino acids. Lineage: Eukaryota; Fungi; Ascomycota; Dipodascomycetes; Dipodascales; Dipodascaceae. The transcript has a single exon. The record is from RefSeq and is a predicted model, not a curated record.
AUGCUUUCAAACUAUUCCUUCUCAAACUUCACUUCUGAUCUCCCAAUCUCUCGUAACCCAACCCAUGCUAUCUCAAGCUCAUCUACCUCCGGUUCAGGAACUAUCAUGACCCGUGAAGCUGCUGCUGAACUCUUUAAUAAUAAUAAUAAUAAUAAUAAUAAUAAUAAUAAUCACAACAACAACUCUAAUAUUCAUGCAAUGUUCCCAUAUGAUAUCUUCUCUGAUAAAAACUCUUAUCACAUCAAAUUUACCCUCCCUGGAGUCCCCCCAGAAAAUGUAAACGUCGAAUUCGAUUACAAUGCUAACGAACUUAGUAUCUCUGGAAAACUCAAAUCAAGAUGGCCAUCUAAAUCUUCAAAAUCAAACAGUUGGACUGAUGGUGCUUCCUGCUCAUUUGCCCGUUGUAUUGCUUUCCCAUCAACCGUCCAUUUCUUAGAACCUAAAACAACUGCCAUUUGGGUCUUUGGUGUUCUUGAAAUCACACUCUACAAAGACAAAUCAUAUGAAGCUUCUCAUAACUUUAAAAAAUUAACUAUCGUUGAUUCUAAAGAUGUCCGCGAAAUUGCUCCUAAAAAAAUCCUUGCAAUUGAUCCUCCCCCAGGUUCAAUGCCUCCAGAAAACUUUUCAACAUAUCAACCCUCUUCAAAAAAUAAAACUUCUCCUGAAUCUAUCCGUUCAAUUCCAAUCUCAAUGUCUUCAAAAAAGAAAAACAAUACUCCCCCCAUUGUUGCUCCCUCUUCUGCUUCAAUCAUGUCUUCUUCUUCCUCUCGCUACCCAGAAUCCACUCGUUCUUCUUCUUCUUCUUAUUCUACUUCCUCUUCUCUUAAUUCUACUCCAUCUGUUCGUUCAAUGGCUGCUCCCUCAAUUCGAUCUGUCUCUUCUGGAAUCCCUGGUUCAAUCUCUGGAUCAUUGACCCAUGAUGAUACAAUCUCAAUUCGUUCUGGUAAUUCUGCCAUCUCUGCUUACUCCUACCAAUCUGCAAAAUCAAAUGUUUCUGACCACCCAGUUCAAGAAUCACAAUCCCUACUUGGCCGUCUUUCUGCUCUUGCUUUUGGAUCAACUUCUUCUAACCAAGAUUCUGAUUCACAAUCAAUUCGAUCAACAAAUAGUACUAGUACUCUAACCCCAGAAAACUACCAAUCUACUGAAUCUGUCAAAUCUGGAUAUGCUGGAUCUUCAAAAUCAAAGUACCCAGAAUCAACUAAAUCUACAGCUUCUUCAAAUUAUCAUGCUCAUGAACUCUCCGCUUCUGUCAGCGUUCGUUCUUCCAAAACUGGCAAAUACCAAGAGUCUGUCCGUAGCUCAAAGUAUGAGGAAUCAGUCCGCAGUUCUAAGUAUGAACCUUUUACUAGAAGUUCAAAGUAUGAGCCCUCUACAAGAAGUUCAAAGUACGAGCCCUCUACUAGAAGCUCCAAUUACGAAGAAUCUGUUCACAGUUCCAAAUAUGAGCCCUCCACAAAAAGCUCCAUCUAUGAAGAAUCAUUUUACAGCUCCAAGUAUGAGCCUUCUACUAAAAGUUCCAAAUAUGAAGAAUCAGUGCGUAGUUCUAAGUACUCUACCCGCUCAAACUCAACCCUAGACCGAUCAGUCCAUUACUCAGAAUCUGUGAAAACCUCGUCACGCUAUGAGCCAUCAGUCCGUAGCGAUUACGCGUCUAGUUUCUAUGCAGUCGAUGCCAUUGCAGCUGCCGCUAGGGAAAAGGAAAAAGAAGAUGUUGCUAGUUUUCCCACACCUUCUCCAUCUGUUCGUUCAGGGAAGUCUUCAUACUCGUUUUGGAGCAAGAAGAAUUGA